This is a messenger RNA of Moneuplotes crassus, 736 nucleotides long. The record is from the annotation of a GenBank genome assembly. Lineage: Eukaryota; Ciliophora; Spirotrichea; Euplotida; Euplotidae.
GGUUAGAACUUAACUUUGAUUUCAGAACCAGUUCUUAAGACUCUAUAUAGAUAUCAAUUAUGAAUACUUUAAUCAGAGAAUCAGAACUUGCUUCAGUAAAGGUGCAUUUACCUAAGGGAUUUCAAAAGAGAUCUGUGUCUAAUCUGGAAAUUCACACAAAAAGAGAUAAAUUACAUACCAUGAGGCCAAUCCUGAAUACUUCAAAGAAGAACAAGAAAGUUAAAGAGAUUAUUUUGUCCAAUUGUAACCCUCUGCUACUAAACAGGAGCAAGAGAACAAAGGGUACUAGUGUAAUGGAACACCUCCAAAACAAUUUCAUCUUGCCAAAUAUCAUGAAUAAGAAUGAAAAUGAGUUACUAAGAGUUCAAAAAAUGAAAAUAAAGAUUCAGAAGAAGGUUCGGUUUGAAGACUUGGAUGAUGAAAAGUUUGGAAGUACUCAGAAGAUCACUCUCAAAUAUCCGCAAUCGACAAAACACUAUCGAAAGAGUGCUAUUUUGAGCUCUAGCAAAAGCUGUCAUUUUAUGAAUGGUAAAAGAAUCAUAGACCAGUUCAAGUCAGGAGCAAUUAAAACUAGUAAACUUCCUUAUAAAAUGUUGUCUCAGGAGCGUUGAUUCUGGCCAUCCACUCCAGGAAUCCACAAGCUUAAAAGCUUGCAGGUCUCAAGAGCCAAUUAGAAGUUUUAAAAGAGACGCUUAAUUUGUUUGCUAAUAAGUUUCAAGUGAAAACCCUUAUCAGG